Messenger RNA from Pangasianodon hypophthalmus (striped catfish), 1251 nucleotides. Its product is annotated as E3 ubiquitin/ISG15 ligase TRIM25-like. The coding region runs from base 274 to 654 and encodes 126 amino acids. The transcript has a single exon. Gene Ontology annotation, molecular function: protein binding. Lineage: Eukaryota; Metazoa; Chordata; Actinopteri; Siluriformes; Pangasiidae. The record is from RefSeq and is a predicted model, not a curated record.
GUCACUUGCUAGUGUGAACAUAGGUUUAGGUAAGAAAUAGUAUAAAUAGGUUGGUGUCUCACUUAAGUAAUAAAUGUAUUUUUUUAAUUAUACCUUACAUUCUUCUCAUUUAUUUCAGAUUUCUGUUCUCUGACUCUGGACCCCAACACAGUAAAUCAGCACCUCAUUCUGAGUGACAACAACAGAGUGCUGAGACACAGCUGGAGAGACCAGGAGUACUCUGAUCAUCCGGAGCGGUUUGACUACCACUGGCAGGUGUUGUGUGAGGAGAGUAUGCUUGGACGCCAUUACUGGGAGGUGGAGUGGAUGCGAGAUGACGAUGUGGAAAUAUCCGUCUCGUACAGAGAGAUCUGCAGGAAAGGAUGGCGCGACGAGUGCAAGUUUGGACGCAACGAUCAGUCCUGGUGUCUGCGCUGUUCUUCCACGUCUCUCUGUUUCUAUCACAACAACAUUCAGACCGAGAUCCAAGGGCCAUCAUCCUCCAGAAUAGGAGUGUAUGUGGAUCACAGUGCAGGAACUCUGUCCUUCUACAGCGUCUCUGACACGAUGAAGCUCCUCCACAGAGUCCACACCACAUUCACUCAGCCUCUAUACGCUGGGUUUGGGAUCUACUUGUUAGAUGACGAUAUAACUGUGAGGUUGUGUGAUCCUUAGUAAUGUGUGUAGUGCAGUAAGAUGUGUCCCAGUUUCUCACAACUAUAUAUAUUGUUAAAUUGACUUGUUAAUCUCUGACACUUGUAGGAAUACAAAUAUGAGAGUCACUGUUUUCUAGUAUGCUGAAUGACAUCAGCUAAAUGAUUAUGCUGAGCAAAGUUUCUAGUAGGAGGUUUCUGCCAGUUCCUGUUCUCUUUACUGUGAGUCAAACGAGCAUAGUAACUGAGGCUACCACCUUUUGUCUGUGAUGGCUCUUGGUGCCUCUGCCCCAUUCUUUGCAUUGGUGGCCAUUGUUCAUGAUCAUCAUUACCUGAGGUGUGGACUUUUCUUUAUCUCUAUGAUAAUGAAGUGUGUGAGUGGUUUAGUUAUGCUGAUUGGAUUAGAGCUGGUGAAACUGCAGAGUCUGGGGAGGGUUCCUAUAACUCUGUACUUCUUUUCCAUGUUUUGUUUAAAGUUGUCACCUGAGUGCUUUUGUCUCCACCUCUAAGGACUGACCCUUAAAAUGUGUAUAAAACUACAAUGUACAGAUCUCUUGUUUAGACUUGAUGACUGCAGAGUGAAACAGCACGUUCUCAAUAAAGAAUCCUGCUGAAGAUA